Molecule: messenger RNA, 3384 nt
Organism: Mycena citricolor
Lineage: Eukaryota; Fungi; Basidiomycota; Agaricomycetes; Agaricales; Mycenaceae
Source: the annotation of a GenBank genome assembly
ACACGACUGACUUCUGAAUGAAACCACGAAAGUCGGCGAUCCCAACGCCGGGUCGUUCGCGUUCCUCCUCAUCUGCAGCUCAGCCUGUUCCUACUCCCGAUGUCGACUACAUGUCCAAAGCCUUUUCGGACGCCAUCAGAGCGAACGAUCCGGCUUUGCACCGUGGCGCGCGCGCUAGUGACGCCUCCAUUAUAUCUGGUUCCCCACAAUCCACUUCAUUCCCUCCUCGUCCACCUUCGAUCGCGUCUUCAACGUCCACAAGACCACCGGAACGCGCGAAGACACCGACGACGCGACCUCCUAGCCGACACUCCGAUAUCUUUGGCAAGAGCAUCGCCCGUUCAUCUCCGCGCGCCUUUGAUUUGGGCGACAAUGUCAGAAUUGAAUCCCUUGGAUUCGAAGGCAUAUUGCGAUAUCUCGGUGGGAUCGACGACAAACCAGGUGUUUGGGCUGGAGUAGAGUUGUCCGGAGGAUUUUACGGCAAAGGUAAAAACGAAGGAUCUGUCAAUGGGUGCGGGAAAACUGCUCGUUCGGUCAAUAUCUAAUCUGCUGCUCAGCAAGCAGUAUUUCUCAUGCCCACCAAAAUGUGGAGUCUUUGUCGCGUCCACGAAACUAUCGGCACCCACCGUCGGACCGGGUGCGAUCAGCCGACCAUCUUCUGUUGCUUCGUCUAGGGGUGGGCGUAACACACCCUCCAUAUCCGGCCGAACUACACCGUCGUCUGUUAUGUCUUUGAGCACAAGCUCGAGGACCCCGAGCAGUGCUCUGUCUACGGGACGUCGAACUCCUUCUCAAAGUGGGCGUAUUACCCCAUCAUAUCUGGGACGUGUCACUCCUGGGACGACGCCCUCAGCCCGCAAACCUCCGAUGAAAUCGACACGAACCCCAGGAUCACUAUCAGAUAAGCUAACCGCUGGCUCUCGUGCAUCGAAAUAUGUGGCAAUGACGGCCAAGCAGCUAAGCACCAGAGACUCUGCGAUACGUCCUAUUGAACCUCCCAGUCCCCGACAACAACCAUCUCCCUCAAGAAUCAGCUCCACGGCGUCAUCGCCGACUAGAACUCUCAGUUCCCCAUUCGGCACGCCAAAGCCGAGUCUGGGUGGGCGUCUUUCCACACCCGGAAGCACGGGGAUAGGCCGUCCUGCUCUAAUCACCCCGCGAGCUCGUAUCCCCAGUGCCAUCGCCAUGCCUCCACCUGCAUCACCCGUGGCACGUACGCUUCCGGAGGCAUCUUCGCGGCCUGAUUCGGCAUCAUCUAAUCAAUCGGUGGUUUUUGGUGAAGAACGCGCUCAGCUUCAGUCGCGCAUCGAGGCUCUCGAAUACGACAAUGGCCGACUUCGAGCGGCGGCGGACACAACAUCGGAAUUGAAGGCAACCGAAGAGCAGAUGAGACAGAUCGAGGAGCAGAUGAACGCAGCACGCUCUCAAGCGGAAGAUGCGCAGCGCCAUGCUUCUGAGCUCGAACAUAAGCUGGGCGCUAUCGAGCGAACACUUGCGGAUCGCGAUGCCCAGCUCCUUGAACUGGAUGCAGAGCGCAAUCAAAAAAGCUCAGCACUCGAACAGCAACUGCAAGAAGCCAUAGUACGCGCAGACUCAUUGCAACAGCAAUAUGCCCAGAGUGCCGUGUCUCUGCGAGAAACUAUCUCUGCGAGGGAUACUGCUGAGCGGGACUCCGAAAGCAAAUUCCGAGCCAAGGACGCUGAAGUCGCUUCGCUGGAGUUGAGAUUGAAGGGUGCCCAGACUCAUUUUGAGGAAGAGCGGAGGGAAUUGGGCGCACAGGUAGAUGAGCUUAGGCAGGCAGGACAGGAAACGAUUGCGUUGUACGAAGAGCGCCUGAGCGAAGCAGACCGAGAACGAUACGAUCUCGAAGCACGUAUCACGACACUAGAAUCUCGCGCCUCUGCUCGCAGUCCAUCUCCAGCCUUAACAACCAAGACAGCAACUUCCUCGGCGACGGAAAUUGACAACGAGACCUUACGCGAGCAAGUCGUGCAUCUACAGCGAAAGAUCAGCAAACUAGAGGACGCUCUUGAGGACGCUCAGGCGGCUCAGGAAAGAGAUGAGGCUGCAUUGGCUGACAGGAUGAGACGUCUCAAGGAGAAGGAAGAGGCUAUGAAGAAGGAGCUGACUGAAGGACGCAAGGAAGUUGAACGUACGCUCAAGUCCGAAGGUACCGCUCGUCGCCGAUUGGAAGAGAUUGAAGAAGCGCUGCAUGAGAGCACUGCCGCGCUCGAAGACGCGCGAGCGGAGGUUGAGGGACUACGUACCGAGUUGAUGGUCCGGGCCGCCAUCCAUCAUAAAUCCUUUGUCACUGACAUUUCUCCAGAAUCUGGAUGGACUUGUCACAGGGAAUGGAGAUACUGGUGAUCUCUAUUCUCGGGUUGCUCUGCUCGUGACUCGGGCAUCAAGUGACAGGUCAAGUUCCACGUCGGAAAUCGCACAUCUGCAAGAGCUUUUGAAGGAAGCGCGGCGUAAAGAACUUGACGCUGUUCAGGAUGCUGAACAAUCUCGUGACAGCCUCUCUAAUGUGCGCUCGGAGCUUGAGACCCUCAAGAAUAGGACGACAGAUCGUGACGGUGGGCUGAACAAUGACAUUCAACGUGUGCCAGAGAGGUCUCCAGCAUCCACGAAGCAUGAUCUCUCAGCAGCCAAGGAUGAGAUCACUGGUCUCAAGCAUAUCGUUCAAGAACUACAAAAGGAAAACCUGUCUGCUGCUCAGCAAAACAAAUUACUUCAAUCCGAGAACCAGCUGCUGGCUUCAGAAGCCGAGCAGUUACGGCAGGAAAUGCAAGUUCUAGAAGAAAACUUGGACAACAGCCUCAUUCAUGAAGCAAGUGAUGUGUCCGAUGCACCAAUGGAUAUACCAUCUCUUCAAAAGCUUCUUAGAGAGCAGAAGCUCAGGUCUGAGAUUGAGACUGAUCAACUGCACAAGCGUCUCAUGGAUUCAGAGAUGAAAAUGGCUAGAGUUUCCCAUGAUUUGCAGAAGGAGAUUAGUGAACUGGAAGCCUUGAUUGAGUCCAAGAUUUACCAUGAGGAUGAGUUGGAGCAGGAGCUUGAACACCUCAAGGCCAAACUAGAAUAUCAGACAAAGUCCUCCAAACAAAGCAAUGCUGUUGAUAACAAGAGAGCCUCACUAACAGUCUCCCAUGUCUCUGAUGGAGAUCUUGUUUGUGAAAUAUGUGAAAAGUCUGGUCAUGACAUUUUCUCAUGCUCUCUUCUUGCAACAGGUUCAUCUUCUGAUAUGGUAGAGCUACCUCAUGAAAACUUAUUUUGUGAGGAUUGUGAAACUCAUGGACAUACUGCUGCCAACUGUCCACAUUCACUGGAUGUAUUCUAGUAAUCUAGCAAUUUAUACCCUCAAAAACAGUAUCUUAUUGAUUUUUA